GGCGCCACAACUCUUGGGUUCUGCAGUGUACCCCAGCAGCGGCUCGCGCCGAGCGUCCGAGCGUGUAACUGGCUCCGCCCCUUCCGUCCGAGCAGUUUUGCUGCGAAAGGGUCUGGUCAGCCCUACCGCGCUUCGGUGUGGCGCCGGUUGCCAUGUCUGAGUUGCUGCGCCCAAGAAGCGUCGACGAGUGGUUCGCUCUGGUCCCGAACCUCCUCUUGGAUGCAGGCUGGACCCAUGAACAGGAUAUGCUUUCUGGCAGCUGCUCACAUAUGCUUUGCCCCUGGGGGGGGGCACUUGGUGAAGCUGAUGCUGAUUGACAUUCCGGUCUUCGAUCCGCCUGCGAAGAAGAGCUACCAUCUAGUGAGACCGGAGGUGCAACAUGGGCCACGCGAACGCCUCACACUGGUGGCCCCUGGCGAGGUCUUGCUCCAACGCACGGCAUCUUGGGGGAUCCACAGCAGUGUCCUUUUUGACACCGGCUUGUUGUUUGGCGGCGGAAGACCGUUGCUCACGCACCAGCGCUUUCGCCGUGACUUUCCUUUUCCUGGCGACGCUGGCUAUGCGGUUUACAACGAGGGAGAUGAUCCGGAGGAAGGGAUUUUGAUGUGCUGCACACAAGGAGACGAUCGCAAUGUGCACCUCGUGAAAGUCUUCCACGUUCCAGAUGAGAACUUCUGGUCCUGGAGCCAAAUCCACUUCCAGCUGCUGCUGGAGUCUGCGCAGCGCGCCGCGCAGUUGAUUCUCAAUGGACCCGGCUUGAAGGAGUUGAGGGCCAUUGACGAGCAACUAUACUUGGUCCUCACGAUUCAGAGCUGCAAGCGCGGCUUGCCUCUCUUCCCCGUUGUUCACGACCAGAUGGCGCCCACCGUUUGCAUCGCCGCUGGAGUGCCCAUGGGACUGCACCGCUGGCGGCGCUUCAGCCCGGACGAGGUGGGGAGCGAGAAGUUCCGCUUGGCGCAAUAUCUGCGCAUCUUUUUGGCGAACUUGGGCGAAUCCAUCGAGGUCUUCGAAGUCAUGGAUGGCCGUCCCUUGGUGCCCUACCAAUGCGCAGUGACGCGAAGUGCCUACGCUCGCCUUCGUGAGCGUUUCAUUGGAUGUUUCCUGCUGCAAAAGACCGCCUAUCGACGGGCCAAUGGCGGAUCGACAGCUCCCAGCCUCCAUGAAGACGUGGAACCCCGCUUCCUCCGCAACCAGAUGUGUCCCGAGGCGCCCAGCUUCGCGCCCGCAAGGACUCGGACCGGGCAUCGCGUGGUGGUGCGCCGGACCUUCCUGGAAGUGCCAGUGGACCCGCAUUCGCAGAGCGAUGCUGACGACUCGGACGAGGAUGUGUUGGUGCACGUGCGCUCGCGGCGCCGGCCGAAGACGACAACCGUCUUGCCGGAGUCGCAGCCCAUGGUUGUCUAGCUGCACCACCGUUCUUUACCACUUCCAACGCCUUUCCGCCCAAUUCGCAUCAGCCACAGAGAGUGCACAGCUGCCUGACCAUGCCCGACAAACGAUUUUGUUUUGGUUUGCCGGGGUGAAGAAUGCGGCCUCUGCAUGCUGAUGCGGCCGAAAUACCAUGGUGAGAUCCGGCCUGCCACCAAGAGUGUGGCAAAUAUCUUUUGUGGGAAGUGGUUUGUUUCUGACCUGGUAGCUGGUAACGCUGAGAACGUUGAGAGGGAACCAACCGAACUUUUUAUUUCAAUGCCCUUUGAUAGAAAUUUGCGUUGCCAGCUGCCCGUCUGAUUGGCCGACGUGGCGGACUAUACUGUCAAUGGCUAGUCCAUUGCGGUCAGGAACAACCCAAUGGCCCCUUCAAACGAUGGCGCAUGGUGCUCUGCUUUUGGCUCCACGAAAUGAAAACAUUGCU
Messenger RNA from Durusdinium trenchii, 1852 nucleotides. NCBI's taxonomy places the organism in Eukaryota, Dinophyceae, Suessiales, Symbiodiniaceae. The record is from the annotation of a GenBank genome assembly.